AUGACUCAGUCCAACAGAUUGUCCUUUCAUGAAACAGAUGAAGCCGAUAGUCCAAUUGCAACCUAUGUCUUUUCCGAGCAUGGAUCAAAGGGAUCUCAAGGGCGGGUUGACGUGAUGACACCCUUGAUUUCAUCAUGGUCCACCAAGCCUCUUGUGGCUACACUGAGUGAUAUCUUUUUGCCGUCAGGAUUCCCACAAAGUACGGGUUCUCCAUCACUCAAAGCUACAGGAGAUGUCCAACUAUACUCAUCCAUAAUCCGCAGAUAUCAAAUAUUCGAUUCCCUACAAGCAUUCUGCAGCUCCAUCGCUGGUCUUCUCUCCUCGCGAGCCGUAUUGCAAGGAGUCGGCGUGGGUAAUGCCGACGCUUCCCCGACAUCUGCUCUUCUUCUACACAUCCUACAAGACUCAUCCGGCCGCGUCGCAACAAUUCUAUUUGCGCAUCGAGUCGGCACAGCCCUCGAACCAGAAUGCAAGACCUACCGGCUAGCAGCCGAUAUUUUCAAUGAUAUCGCCAUGAUCCUCGACUGUCUUUCGCCCAUGGUCCCUGCCGGUGUCAUGCGAGUAAGUAUCCUCAGCACAGCGGGAGUCUUACGUGCUCUAUGCGGCGUCGCAGGAGGGAGCUCGAAAGCGAGCCUAAGUGCACAUUUCUCUCGAUGGGGCAAUCUAGCAGAGCUCAAUGCCAAAGAUUCCUCCCAGGAGACGGUAAUCUCUCUCCUAGGCAUGCUAGUCGGUUCCGUCGUUGUAUCACACAUAACCGGCUUCAAAACUACCUGGGCUGCACUCCUCAUUCUCCUCGCAGCACAUCUAAGUCUAAACUACGCCGCCGUACGAUCAGUCCAGAUGACAAGUCUAAACCGUCAACGAGCAAAUAUCGUCUUCUCAGCUUUGCUAUCCAAAGAGACUCUUGGCCACAUCCACGACAGCCCCGAAGAUAACGCCCAAUGGACAUUCCCCACACCAGCACAAGUAGCACAGCAAGAACGGAUCUUCCCCAGAGAUGGUGCUCUCGAAUGGAGUGCCCCUCAGCGCCAAUAUCUUGGUACAGCUGAGAUAGGUGUGUCUUUGUCUGCAUUCUUCAAUGCGUCGAGGGCGAGUUCCUUUCAAACACCUAUCCCCAUGAUAAGGCUGCAUGAGGUGUUCGCGGAAGAGCAGUAUAUUCUUUUCCUCUUUCCGCGUAGUAAUGGAGGUCCAGCGAAGACUACCUGGCACGCUUCUAUACUGUUGAGGAAAGGAUGUUCUGUUCGAGCACAGCUGAAAGCUUGGAUGCAUGCACUCUUGGCUGCACGUGUCUUGUCCGAAGGUGAUACCGAGAAUGUUUUGCAGGUUAUAGAGCAGACGCUUGGGUUUUUGAAUGUUGGAGCGAGAUGUGAGCGGUAUCUGGCAGCUUUAGCUACAGAGGGAUGGGUGCUCGAUAUUGGGGCGUUGGAGACGCGUAGUGGACGACGGAUUGCAGCUGAAUAA
Molecule: messenger RNA, 1461 nt
Organism: Penicillium odoratum
Lineage: Eukaryota; Fungi; Ascomycota; Eurotiomycetes; Eurotiales; Aspergillaceae
Product: RUS1 family protein
Exons: 7
Coding region: 1-1461 (486 amino acids)
Source: RefSeq, a predicted model, not a curated record